AUUUUGCCGCUACUGUCAAACAGUUUUCUCGCUCACACGCCGUAAAAAAAUAGACGCCGAACUCGUUAAGGAUUUUUCUUGCUGUUCAUUUUUUGUGCAAUAAAUUAAAAAUCUAUCAGUGAAAUAGUGAACAAAUAAAUUAUAUUAAAAUGGCUGAUAUACCUUCAGAUGAAUUGAGGGCAGAAGUUAGUGAAAUACUUAAGACCGCUGAUUUGUCUGUAAUGUCCACAAAAAAAAUUCGUGAGCAGGUUGAAAAAAAGUUGAGCUGCUCUUUGGUGAGCCGCAAGAAAGAAUUUGAUAAUAUUGUCUUGGAUUUAAUCAAUCAGCAACAAGCUGAAGAAGACGGUUCUGAAGGCGAAGAAGAUGAUGCCAACAAUAGCGUAUCCGAGGAGAAUAACAGUGAAGAAGAUAAAAAGAAAGCCAAGAAACGUCCAAAACCAACACCACGCAAAACUCCUGGUAAGAAGAAGAAAUCAUUGAAUCGUGAUGAUUCUGGCAGUGAAUCAGAUGGUGGCUCGGAUUCUGAUUUUGAGGUGCCAAAAAAAGUUGCACCGAAGAAGAAGAAAGGUGCUGCUGGUGGAGCCACUGGUACUGGACGCAAAUCUACUGGUUUUACACGCGCUUACAAUCUCUCACCGGAAUUAUCAUCUUUAAUGGGUGCUGAAUCUCUACCACGUCACGAGGUAGUCAAAAAGGUUUGGGCUCUUAUCAAGGAGCGUAACUUGUUUGAUCCUAAAAACAAGCAAUACGCUAUAUGUGACGAUGAGUUAAUGAAAGUUAUGAAAGUAAAACGUUUCCGCACCUUUGGUAUGUUAAAGCAUUUAAAGCCGCAUUUCCUUGACUAAAUUCUAGACGUUGGCCAUACAACUAAAAUAAAUAUAACUAAUGAAAACAAAAUAUAACGAAUAAUUUUAAAAAAACUAUAUAUGUAUGUAAAAAAAAUCUGAUAACAUUUGACUUGAAUUUUCUUUAUCAUAAUGCAGCAUGCGAAAUGAAAUAAAAAGCAUAAAAUUAAGAUUUGUAGAAGACUUGCGCCUUUCCUGGUGUAUUUCUUAGAAUGUAAUUACUUAUUUUGUACUGUAUGUCCUCUGUUUAUACCUGCAAUCAAGUAUGACGUAUUUAUUGUAUUAAUUUUAAAUAUAAAACUAUUAUGUAUGAUGUGCAGUUCAGUAUGGACAGAGGAUGAAUUAUUUGUAUAUGAAUGAACGGUAAUUUGAAUUAUUCAAUAAAAAGAUAACGACUGCUGUUA
Molecule: messenger RNA, 1249 nt
Organism: Teleopsis dalmanni
Lineage: Eukaryota; Metazoa; Arthropoda; Insecta; Diptera; Diopsidae
Product: upstream activation factor subunit spp27-like
Exons: 2
Coding region: 150-845 (231 amino acids)
Cellular component (GO): nucleus
Source: RefSeq, a predicted model, not a curated record